AUGGAGAAUAAUAUUGUGAGUUCACAUGAUUCAGGAGAAAACCAUGCUUCCAUAGACAUUGAUUCUCUCAGACAAAAGCUUUCUCAGAGAUCCAAUCCUUCCUUGGGGACAACAAUUUGUAUCUACAGAGUCCACAAAAGAAUUCGCAAAAUGAACGAAGAUGCUUACACGCCUGAUAUGGUCUCCAUCGGCCCUUAUUACCGUGGUAUGGAAAACUUAAACCCCAUGGAAGACCUUAAGUUGCAAUAUGCACAGGCACUUCUUGAUCGAACAAGAAAUGGAACCAGUCUGGAGGAGUAUGUGGAAGCUCUCAAGGAGUUAGAAGCUGAAGCCCGAGGUUGUUACUCAGAGCCCAUUGAGUUAAGUCCUAAAGAAUUCUUAGAAAUGAUGCUCCUUGAUGGCUUCUUCAUUAUUGAGUUAUUCAGGAAAAUAUCAAGAUAUGUUCCGGUAGAUGUUAAUGAUCCUAUAUUCUAUUCCAUUUCAAAGAAAGCUAGGGUUGUGAGAGACUUGGUAUUGCUUGAAAACCAAAUACCCAUCUCAGUUCUUCAAAGGUUAUUCGAUCUAAGUAAGGAUCCAAAUGAUAGAUUAACACUUAUCGAAAUGGCUCUCUAUUACUUUGAUGAUUUGGUACCACAAGCUAUGCACAGGUAUCGUCAAAAUAACAUGAACAUUAGACACGACCAUUUACUAGAUCUGCUCAGUUAUACAUUUAGUAUUUCUCUUCCGACCAUUGACGAGCCACCAUUAUUAAGUACACCACUAGAAUCUCUGCCGUGUGUGGUGGAGCUCCGGCGAUCCGGUGUUAAGUUCAAGAAGAGCCUUACAAGUAAUAGCUUGAUUGACGUAAAGUUCAAUAAAGGAGUAUUUGAGAUCCCUCUAUUAUGUAUUACUGAUUAUACAGAUUCCUUUUUUCGGAAUCUUAUUGCUUAUGAGCAAUACCGUUUUCGAGGUAAGCACUACAUAACAUCAUAUGCCAUCUUGAUGGAUUACCUUAUUAACUCUUCUGAUGAUGUGGCUUUUCUUCGUGAUCGUGGAAUCAUUAUGAAUCAUUUGGGUGACGAUAAUAAGGUCUCUUCUCUAUUUAGCAAUCUUUGCAGUGAAGUUACUCAUAGUGACUUUUACUACAGUGAACUUUGUGACAAAGUGAACAGAUAUUAUAAGAGGCGCUGUCACCAAUGGAGAGCGACAUUGAAGGGAGAUUAUUGCAACAAUCCAUGGACGAUCAUUUCAGUGGUUGCAGCAAUUGUAUUACUCUUUCUUACAGCUUGGGGUACUGUAUUUACCACCCUACAGGUCUACAAUGUUCAUGCUUAA
Messenger RNA from Macadamia integrifolia, 1314 nucleotides. RefSeq names its product UPF0481 protein At3g47200-like. The record is from RefSeq and is a predicted model, not a curated record. NCBI's taxonomy places the organism in Eukaryota, Viridiplantae, Streptophyta, Magnoliopsida, Proteales, Proteaceae. The transcript has a single exon. Bases 1 to 1314 code for a protein of 437 amino acids.